AUGAAUUCUGUAUUCUACAAUUUUUCUUGGGACACAUUUUCCGCUCCUUUUGAUGAAAAUGAGGUAAGAUUCUAUCAAUCUUUAGAACAAGGAUAUAUGGGGGAUUUUAUUCGUAUUAAGGUUCGUGUUAAACAUGAACAAUGCAUCGCUCCCCAACAAUACCUUUCUAUAAUUUUACCUUUCGAUGAGUUUUUAUAUGAGCAAAUCAUGUUUGUACCUUACCAAGAUUUUCUACAACAUGCUUGGAUAUACUUGCAAGUUUACUUUCCUAACAAUAUCAUCCCCCAUGAGUUGAUGUACACAAUGGUGCCGUUUUUAAUGACAUAUGUCUGGGAUGCACGAAGUUCACAUUCUGGCUUUCAUUACGAAAGUCCUCGAAUUCGUGUUUUUCCUUUGGGUUUGGAUGUUUUUGUUCAAAAGUUAUUUGGUGAGUGUGACAAUAUUUUCAUCAAUAACAUAACUGCGAGGUUUGACUCCAUUGAGGAUGCACAAUUUGUUCCGGCAUCAAAGGAAGCCAUUGAAUCUCUUGAGAAGCUGAAGAUCGAAGAUCUUGAUGCCAUUGAAAAGUGUAGUGUCUGUCAAUUCGAGUUUAAUGUUGGAAUGGAGGUUACAAAAAUGCCUUGCAAUCAUCUGUAUCAUCAAGAAUGCAUUGUUCAGUGGCUGGAAACUAGUCACAUGUGCCCAAUGUGUCGCUACCCAAUGCCAACUUCAACCAGUGGCUGA
Molecule: messenger RNA, 723 nt
Organism: Lathyrus sativus (Indian pea)
Lineage: Eukaryota; Viridiplantae; Streptophyta; Magnoliopsida; Fabales; Fabaceae
Source: the annotation of a GenBank genome assembly